This is a messenger RNA of Nicrophorus vespilloides, 2742 nucleotides long. RefSeq lists its product as uncharacterized. The transcript has a single exon. The annotation marks the transcript as partial. NCBI's taxonomy places the organism in Eukaryota, Metazoa, Arthropoda, Insecta, Coleoptera, Silphidae. The record is from RefSeq and is a predicted model, not a curated record.
CAGCAGCUGUCCACGUCGGAAUCGGAGAUGAGCAGCAUCAAAAGCGAAUUGGAGAUUGUGCAAAGGGCGCUGCGGCUGCAGACGAGGAGAUGUCGACAGUUGGUGGCGGAGUAUACGAGGAGGUUGCAGGAGAAGGAGCAGCAGUACCAGUCGGAGAAGUUGCUCAGAGAUAGUCAGCUGACGAAGGUGUUGAGGGCGUUAUUGAUUUUCGAGGCGCGAUUGAAGCAGGAGCAGAAAUAUAUUAGUCAUCAGCUGAAGGAGAAGGAUUAUAUUAUUAAGAGGCAGUGCGAUGAUAUCAGUAAGCUUUCCAAUCAGUAUUGCAAGCAUUGCAACCAGUUUUACAGUCCGGUGAGGAAUUUGGAAAGUUUGGACAGCAGCUCAGAGUACGUGGGCACGGAUUACCAGGACUACCAAAGCUCCAACGUGGAAUCGUUGGACAGCAGCUCGGAAACGUACGCGACGAUCUCCGAGAAAGAUUUCCCGAAGUUGGAGGAGAAAUUGGAGAGCGAAGGGAAGAUCUACCAGAAAAAUAAGAUGGCUAUAAAGCGGGGUCGAAAGAUUGGGCACAGGAAGAGCGUGGGCACCUACUUCGAGGUGCUGAAGCUCAGGAAGGACGCGGUCAGUCCCAGCUCCAACGACGACAACACUAGUAACGAUUACGAGAACUUGGAGUCUCUGCCGGCGGAGAGCAUCUCGGGAAAGAUUAGCACGGUUUCCGAGAGGAUCGAGAAGGCGUUUGCGGAUAACUUGACCGAAGACAAUUUAGACAAGCACGACAAUCAGUUCGUGUUGGAGGAGUCACGCAGCGAGGAGGAGGAAACGCUGCAGAACGUCAAUGAAGAGAAGAAAUCCACCGACGAGGAAACUGAAAACAAUUUGAUCAACGAGACGCUGGAGCUGAGCAAGAGUCAGGAGGAUGAGAAAGUGUCGAAAAUCACGGAAAGCAUACCAGUCUUCGAAGCGGACGAAGGUGAAACGAACGACAAUUGGUAUGCGAGCGCCAGCGAUCAGGAGGACGACGAGCAGCGCGACGUCUACAGAAACAAUCCAGUCCUCGAGUGCAUGAACCAAAUCUUGAUGCAAAACAUCAACGACAAUCCCAGCACUCCACCGAAGAGUCCGACGGUGGAGAGGAGGCAGGCGAAGAACAACAACAAACGAGUGAAAUUCAGCGACGAGGAUCUCGUCCACAAGGAGAACCUGCUGAACGCGGAGAACCUAAACUAUUACGAAACGCCGAUACAGAAGGCGCCCAAUUUCUACGAGACGCCGCAAAGCAUCUACAGCAACGACUACGAGCAGAUCCUCAGUAAAUGCAACGAAUCGUUCGUCCAUCCGAUUCCGGAGAAGCCGCAGAAACCGGAACCCACGGAACCGCCCCACUAUUACAUAGACAUGGACCCCAAUCAGACGAACCCGACGAAGAAGACGAAAAUCCUAAGAACUCCACCGGCUCUACCACCGAAACCGGCGAAUCUUCUAUCCAAAUACAAACUGCAGAACUUACCCAAAUCACCCGAUAAAUCCACGACGCCCAGCAUCGAUUCCGAACCGGACUACUGCUCCAUCUCAGAACUGAAUCUACCAACUAAAGCGAAGAAGUUAACAGUCGUCGCCGAAAUCAACAUUCCCAACGAAUCCAUAAAAACUUCAGAGAAACACAUCAUCUUACAUUCGCCGAAACAGAAAGACUGCAAAGCCGAAAAAGCGAAACCGCUGGUGGUUGUCGUUAAUAAAUCCGUUGAGAAAUUGAACAUACAAGUUGCCAAGCAGACGCCCAUAAAAACAGAAUCUCCAACGAAACCUAAACCUAAGGUGGAACAGGAAAUUCCGAUGUUGCCUCAAGUCUCCGAAAUCAUAAUCCCUGAAGAAGUCGAGAGCAGCAAAAUAAUCGCGCACGAUAAUUACAUUAAAAACAACAGUCAAAUGUUGAAGACGAAGCCGGAGACCGCUCGAAGAUCGAUCCUGAUUGGAACGUCCGUUUCGAGUCUGAUCACCGGCUUCAAUAAUCAGCAACUCCUCUCGGAGAUUCACAGCAAAUCGCCGAAAGGUAAACUGAACAAGAAGAUGUUUGCUAGUUUUGAGUCGCUUCAAAACAUAGAGAAACAGAGUAAGCCAGCGGAGAAGAGCCCGGACGACUCGCACGAUUUCGCGAAAUUCGAUCUGAGUCAAAAUUUCGAGGAGUUCAAGCUGGACGAUUGCGAGAUCGAGGAGUACAACGUCGAUAAUAACAUCGAUACGGAAGAGGUGAUUGCUGAGACUAAAGAGGAGGACGAAGAUGAUGAGGAGGAAACGCAGGAGGAGCACGUGCUUCCGGAUAUUCUGACGACGCCGACGAAGAUGAGUUCCACUAGGGUGGAAUUGGUUAGAGCUACGAACGAUGUGUCCGUUCCAACGCUCAAUCAGGCUACCAUCCAGCAGCUGAAGAAGAAACUGGAGCUGGACAAGAGCAAAGAGGUGUACCAGUCGACGACGGUCAACAACGGCUCGGAACCCAGCUACGAGCACUUCCUAGAAUGCACAGGUUUAAGUUCCAAGUCCAUCCUGACGCCCUCGAGGCUGCUCAGCAACCACAAGAGUAUGCUCAAGCCCAAAGACGUUAAAUUGAGGUCGAAAGUCAAGUCGAACGUUCUCGACAAGCAGAGCAACACCAUCAAAUAUUGGUCGGAGCCCUACAUAUGACAACAGCCUGACAGCAUUUUAUAAACACUAUUAAUAUAUUCAAACAAAAAAUAAAUUAAA